UCUUAUCUAACUGGUAACCUCCAACCUUCAAAUACUUUAUCUAGUGAAAAAACAUCUUCACAAGGAGAGCUUGAUACGCAACUUGAGAGCAUUGAAGAAAAAUAUAUUGCUCUGUCAUCUCAACUUCCUCAAAAAAGACAAAAACUUAACUUUCAAAAUUCUUCAUCUAAACUCUCAAAUGACAAAACUACAUCUCAAAAUUUUGUUGAUGUCAUCUCUCAAAUUCAGAAAGAAACUUCUUCCGCUAAACCUUCUCAUAUAAAAUCUAGCUUACAGAUUAUUAAUAAUGAACUAGAAAAACUCACCUCCUUUAUUGAUGAUAACGAUUCCACUAAACCUACUCACUCUGAUACUUCUGCUCUUUAA
Messenger RNA from Racocetra persica, 366 nucleotides. Lineage: Eukaryota; Fungi; Glomeromycota; Glomeromycetes; Diversisporales; Gigasporaceae. The record is from the annotation of a GenBank genome assembly.